Molecule: messenger RNA, 648 nt
Organism: Gekko japonicus
Lineage: Eukaryota; Metazoa; Chordata; Lepidosauria; Squamata; Gekkonidae
Gene: TMEM267
Product: chromosome unknown open reading frame, human C5orf28
Exons: 2
Coding region: 1-648 (215 amino acids)
Source: RefSeq, a predicted model, not a curated record
AUGGCAUCUGAGACUGAAAAGGCCCAUGCUCUUCUCCAGUCAUUCAGCACGGCUUCUGUUGUUUCAAGCCUAGGAUUGGGGAUUUUCUGUUUUGCAGCAGAUAGAUUUCUGCAGUUUUCUUUCAUUCAGCAAAAUGACUGGUUGCGGGCACUCUCUGAUAACACUGUGCAUGGUGUUGUGGGUUUGUGGUCUUGGGCAAUAGUGAUUGGACUCAAGAAGAAAAGCGACUUUUUGGAAGUAAUUUUUGCUGGUUUCCUCUCCUCUGUGAUUGACCUGGAUCACUUUAUCCUAGCUGGCUCAUUUUCAUUAAAGGCUGCUCUGACACUUCCACAGAGGCCAUUUCUUCACUGUUCUACUGUGGUUCCAGUUGUGUGUCUGAUGCUGAAGUUUAUUAUGCAUCUUUUCAAGCUGAAGGAUUCGUGGUGUUUUCUACCCUGGAUGUUGUUUAUAUCCUGGACUUCACAUCAUGUUCGAGAUGGAAUUCGUCACGGCUUGUGGAUCUGUCCAUUUGGAAAAACUGCGCCCUUGCCAUACUGGCUUUAUGUGGCAGUCACAGCCUCUUUACCUCAUUUCUGUUCCUUUAUUAUGUAUUUAACAGGAACAAGGGAACUGAUGUCUAUAAAACAUGGGAUUCAUAUUGAUGUCUAA